GGAAGCCUCCGUGUUGUUGCUGCUGAGCGGAAGCAUGUUGCCGCCUCGUGUGUGACAGGUGAGCUGUUGAUCUUGACACCAGCAGCAGCAUCCACUGAGUCCAACCAGCCCUCAGAGACAGGAUGUCCACCCCCGGGGAUGAAGCCCCAGAGCCCGGCUCUGACACACUGGGUCUGUCCACGUCCUCCUCCCCUGAGGCUGAUGCCACCAGUGGAUCCAUCAUCACCGUCACCGUCGGAGCAACCGUGCCCACAGGGUUUGAACACACUGCUGCAGAGGAGGUCAAGGAGAAGAUAGGGGCGGACGCACGAAUCAGCAAAGAUCGUGGUCGCAUUUACUUUCCAAUAACUACUGACAAGCUUUUCCAGGUCCAUCUUCUGAGGUCUGUAGACAACCUGUUUGUUGUGGUUGACGAAUACGAUCAUUACCAGUUCAAACAGUCUAAGGAGGAGACACUGACGGAGCUUCAGCAGCUCGCCUCCAAACUCCCCUGGACCGACGCCCUGGAGGUCUGGAAGCUCAACAGAACCCUAAAAAAGAAGAAAGGCCACCGGAAAGGAGGAACCGCCACCAAAGUAAAACCUAGCAAUGACGCCAGCGAUGCAGCUGCUGCUGACGCCGAGCAGCCAGAGCUACCUCAGGUGUCCGAAGGCCAAACGACGACGGAGAGCGCUCCCGAGUCGGAGACCUGCGAACAGGACUCGCAGGAGGCAGCCCCGGAGGCCAAAGUCAUCAAGUUUCGGGUGACGUGCAACAGGGCCGGUGACAAACACAGCUUCUCCUCUAAUGAGGCAGCCAGAGACUUUGGUGGGGCUGUGCAAGAGUUCUUCCAGUGGAAAGCCGACAUGACAAAGUUUGACAUAGAGGUCUUACUAAACAUCCACAAUGAGGAGGUGGUGAUCGGCAUCGCGCUCACUGAAGAGAGUCUUCAUCGCAGAAACAUCAGCCACUUCGGACCGACCACGCUGCGAUCGACCUUGUGCUACGGCAUGCUCAGGCUGUGUAAACCUCAGGCGUCUGAUGUGAUACUUGAUCCUAUGUGUGGGACUGGAGCCAUACCACUGGAGGGUGCUAUAGAGUUUAACAGUUCCUUCUACAUUGCUGGUGACAACAACGACAUGGCAGUGAACCGCACGGUCAAUAACAUAUGUCACAUCCAGAAGCGGAGAGCAGAGAAGGCCAGCGCGUCCGGAUUGCCUAUUGACACGGUGCAGUGGGAUCUGUGCAGUUUACCCAUAAGGACCAGCUCCGUCGACAUUAUCAUCACCGACAUGCCCUUUGGGAAGAGGAUGGGUUCUAGGAAGAAGAACUGGGACCUGUACCCGUCUUGUCUCAGAGAAAUGGCUCGUGUGUGCAGACCCGGCUCAGGAAAGGCGGUCCUCCUGACCCAGGACAAGAAGUGUUUUUCCAAGGCUAUCUCCAGGAUGGGAGGACUGUGGAGGAAGCUCCACACUGUUUGGGUCAAUGUCGGGGGUUUACAUGCUGGAGUCUACCUCCUCAAGCGGACCCCAGCCGUGUUUGGCCAAACUCCUGAGGACGUCCAUGAAUCACGAGGGGUGGUUGAAACGCAGGGAGAUAAGAAGGAGGACGAGGAGGAGGUCUCUGAAACGACACCCUGCGUUUAGGUCCUGAAGAGUUUACAUUAUUUAUAUUCUCUGUACCAUCUUACCUUCUUUUCUUUUUGGUUAAAUUCAGGUUCUCGGGUCAAGCAUGCCAAACAGUCACAGUGUAUAGUUUUUUCUUUUUGUAUUUUUUUAUUUGGUUAAAAACUGGAAGUAACCGUCAUGUUCAGCAGCAGUUUAACGGUUCGCACACUGUUUGACAAACGGCUUUAAUUUGCCAUAUUGCAAAGAAACCUACUGAAGAUUCAAUCAUUGCACCGCUCAGCUUCUCUGUGUUCACUGUACAGGAAGUACACCUUGAUUAAUAAAGCUUUAAUGUGUGUGUUGAUAGAAA
Molecule: messenger RNA, 1956 nt
Organism: Stegastes partitus (bicolor damselfish)
Lineage: Eukaryota; Metazoa; Chordata; Actinopteri; Pomacentridae
Gene: thumpd3
Product: THUMP domain containing 3
Exons: 10
Coding region: 123-1625 (500 amino acids)
Biological process (GO): tRNA methylation
Molecular function (GO): tRNA (guanine) methyltransferase activity; RNA binding
Source: RefSeq, a predicted model, not a curated record